Messenger RNA from Orbicella faveolata, 1476 nucleotides. RefSeq names its product substance-P receptor-like. Gene Ontology annotation, cellular component: plasma membrane. Gene Ontology annotation, molecular function: G protein-coupled receptor activity. Gene Ontology annotation, biological process: G protein-coupled receptor signaling pathway. Lineage: Eukaryota; Metazoa; Cnidaria; Anthozoa; Scleractinia; Merulinidae. The record is from RefSeq and is a predicted model, not a curated record.
ACACAACAACUGGAUGCGGAGAAAUGCGCCCCCCAUUGCAUUCGCUGGUGUUUGUUGGCUUUUCCACGGUAUUUUUGGCAUCACUGUUCGGCAACUCAGUCAUCAUUCACAUUAUAAGAACAGACAACUCAAUGAGGACCACUACCAACUACUUGAUCAUCAAUCAAGCAUGUGCUGAUCUGCUGAUAUCAUUCGCAGAAAUAACGGGUGUUUUUUAUUACAGUUCAACCGGUAGUGUAUGGAUUGGAGGAAUUUUGGGUUUAAUUUUUUGCAAGAUGUUUGUAGCGAUCCAAUUCAUUUCACCCAACUUUUCAGUUUGGAUCCUUGGGAUCAUCGCCCUUGAUCGCUUCUAUGCAGUAACUCGACCAUUGCGAUUGUCACCUAUAUCUCAACAUUUUAAAAAAAUAAUUUUCUCUUGUUGGGCGUGGUCAAUUGCCUUCUCCUCAAAUUACCUUGUGAAACAAACCUUCAAAAAUGUUAAAGGAUAUUAUUACUGUGAUGUAACGACGUUAUUUGAUGAUUGGAAUACAUUUAACAAUAUUUCUUUAACUUUGAACGUUUUUCUGCCUCUUUCACUGAUGGCAGUUCUUUACACAAUUGUGUGCCUCAGACUUUGGUCUCGUGAAGUACCAGGUGAAGGAAACAAUCAGAAUGAAGAACAAGCAGCAGCUCUGAAAUUGGCGAGAAAAGUUACCCUGAUGAUGAUUAUCGUUGUGGUUUUAUAUGUGAUAUGUUGGCUCCCUGUGUAUAUGUCAGUCCUUUUGCGUUUUGUUGAUAGGGUUCAAGUAACUGACAGUUUGUUUCUGUUAACCAAUUUCUUAACGCUUUGCUACACUGGGAUAAAUCCUUACGUUUAUCUCACAUUUAGUCAGAAUUUUCGAAGCAGGUUCAGGGAGUUGUUCAAAAAAUUUUGUAGAAAAUUAAAGAUAUCAAAUGUUAUUGACUCUUUUCGGUCACAAAGCGUAGAGCUGGAACAAAUAUAAACGAGCGGUCAUUUUGUUUUUUAACAACGAAAACCUAGGCCUGCCUUACGGAGGACUAUUACGAUAACUGACAGAAAUGAACGAAAUGAUAAUAAAUAUUAAGGUCAGAAAAGAAAUAUCAUAUAAAACGUCUCAAACUAAAACAUAUUAAUAUAGCAUGUAAUAAUACAUGUAGGCUUGAGCAGUUUAAGUGAAGAACAGAUAUGAUUAAUAUUUAAUUUAGAAUAUAAGUCCAGGUGUGCCCUUUUCAGUUAAUAUCAUGUAUGAAACAAAGCAAUACGCUAUAUAUUAUUGAAAAGGGUUUUUGAGACAAAUGCAAUGUAAAACGUUCUCUGUCGGCCACUUUCUUUAUUUCUCUCGUGUUUUGAAUGACCGCCGUGUUUUAUCAUGAUAAAAUAACUGGCUUUAGUUUCCCUUUAUAAAAGUUGUCUUUAGUGGUUUUAAAAAUACAAAGAGAAGUUAAUUUUAAUUAAAGUAGGUUGUAAUGUAAACA